Molecule: messenger RNA, 2876 nt
Organism: Sycon ciliatum
Lineage: Eukaryota; Metazoa; Porifera; Calcarea; Leucosolenida; Sycettidae
Exons: 11
Coding region: 230-2185 (651 amino acids)
Source: RefSeq, a predicted model, not a curated record
AGCUCACGUCAUCACUGCCUUCAACCAAACAAGUCCAACAUCAAAGGAAUCACACGUGAAAACACAGGGAGAAGAUCCGCGCCAACCUACUUUAACAACCGAGUUAUUCAACGCAACGUCUAUCUGUGCAACAGCGUCAGAAGCCCAGUACAAAACACUGAAUAUAAGCAGCUAUUGCUUUAAGCUACGGGAAAAAUCCCUGCCACCCAAGCCGCAAGCAGCCAGCAGUAUGGUGCAAUGCACUGCCAACAAUUCAAUAUGUUUUCACAACCUUGCCCUUGGCAAAGAAUACGUCUUUAAAGCUCACGUCAUCACUGCCUUCAACCAAACCAGUCCAACAUCAAAGGAAUCACACGUGAAAACACAGGGAGAAGAUCCGCGCCAACCUACUUUAACAACCGAGUUAUUCAACGCAACGUCUAUCUGUGCAACAGCGUCAGAAGCCCAGUACAAAACACUGAAUAUAAGCAGCUAUUGCUUUAAGCUACGGGAAAAAUCCCUGCCACCCAAGCCGCAAGCAGCCAGCAGUAUGGUGCAAUGCACUGCCAACAAUUCAAUAUGCUUUCACAACCUUGCCCUUGGCAAAGAAUACGUCUUUAAAGCUCACGUCAUCACGGCCUUCAACCAAACAAGUCCAACAUCAAAGGAAUCACACGUGAAAACACAAGGAGAAGUAUCAACCACUAUUAUGAUCACCACGACCAACGGCAGUGUGCUCAGCACAGACGGGCCUCGGACUGUUGGCGGAAAGGGUGAAGUAAGAAAUAACGUUCAGGGAGCCGGAGAAAUUGCAGCAGGAGUCGUGUGUGCGAUCUUGGCUGCAGUCGUGGUUGCGGGGCUGAUCAUCCGACGAAAAAGAACAGCUGCUUCCUUCUCCUUGAAAUGGUUUCCAGGGCUCGUGAUAUUUUCUACAACAGGAACCCCAAGAGUGGGGCCAGAUGACGCUAAUCCAAUUGAACGGAACCAAGGUGCUGACGAUGGACUCGUUGGUGGUGGACAACCCGAGAGACAUCAGAAUCGCUAUGAAGAGGUGGUUGGAAUGGCAGCGGAUGUACCAGAGGAUUCCUAUGCUGCAGUGGGCGCUGAUGAUAGAGAAUUGAGGUGCGCAGGAGCGAUGGUAGCAGAACCCUGCAACAACAGUGAGAAACGGGCAACAACGAGGUCCCUGGUGCCUAUUGCGGAUAGGGGCAGUGGUCUGUAUUAUGAUGCUCUUGGACCAGGCGAUGAUGUCCACUACGAGAACACAGCGGCAUUCACCUUAGCACGGGCUUGCCAUAAAGAUGAGCAUCAUGACGUUCUAACGUGUAGAGACGACAAUACUUACGACAAUACUGAUUUUCUGGCUAACUCACAAGCUGUAGCAGCCCCUGAAGGACCCCCGAGUCGGGCUCAAGCAUGUGCCAUCUUGAUCGCAUCUAUGGAUGAGGACACGUAUGACAACAAGCCAGCUUUAGAUUCCCAUACCGUGGCUCCGACAUUCCGUGAAAAGUUCCAGUUCUCCAUUCACCCUUUCACCCAGCCUGCUAUGAACGAGAAUUUCUAUGACAACGCAACACUCACCCUGCCACAUAAUUCUACAUCAUUACGGCCAGCUGUAUCUGGGGGCCAACUGAGUUCGAAGUUUUCUUCCAAUAGCAGAGUGAACAAGCUUGAACCUUGCACCCAGCCAGCUGUAGACGAGGAUUUCUAUGACAACACAGCCCUUACUCUGCCAGUUGAUACAACAUCAUUACGGCCAGCUGUAUCCGCAGGCCACAUGAGCGCGAUAUCUGCAUCCAAUAGCCGAGUGAUGAUGCGAGUCGAUGAAGGUGCUUAUGACAACACAGAACUGGUUCGCUCAUUACAGGUUUUACAGCCACGAGUCAAGCAGUCGCAGUCCACGAUUGAUCCUGAUAACGUGUACAACACGUUGCGUGAGUGCUACUCACCGACAGAGGAUGGGAACAUGGGCCUGAACUAUGACGUUCUGGAUCGAUCCAAGAUGAAGGCGUCUUCGGAGUUGAGAAUGAGCCAAGUUGACAUGGCUCAAAGAGACCAUAAGGGAACGUCAGAUGUCACAAUCUGUAAUCCCAUUCAUGUUGCCGUAGCAGAUACCUUCACGACCAAUUGUGGUGCAAGCGAUGCCGAAGACAUCUAUGAUAACACAGUCUUGGAUGGUGUUGUACGCGACAGCAAGCAGGGGUGACCCAACUGCGUCUUUGGAUAUGAUUUCAAUCACCACCAAUAUUUCAGCUUUUUUAUUGCAUAAUUAUUAUCUAUCCACAUUUUCUCUCUAAAAUGCUCACAAAAAUACUCACCUUGAUUUUUUACAUCCACAGGCGAUAUAUAAAAUUAUGAUAGGGCAGCUUCAUCAUUCGUAUGCAGAGGUCACGCAUUUCAUAAACGGAGCACCAGAGCAAAAUGGUCUUAAAUGUGUGUGUUAAAUGUCUUGCUACAACCAAAAUACACAUCGUGCACGUGGGAUGCUUCACAUUCCCCAGAAAAGAUCUAGUUUGAAUACAUACAUGUGCUUCUUAAAAUUAUUUUACGUUGCUAAAUUCACACGGUUCUUGAUUUAGUGGCAACUUUGGCCUCAGAUAAAUCUUGAAUGAAGAAUACCACCUGCCAAGAUGUUCACAUAAUGAUACUUUUCCUUUGCAUGCUUUCUGCUACAUUUUGAUGCCAGUAUCUGCGCCAAGAGCUAACACAUACAAGAUUGUGCCUUGCACUGAUAGCUGUGCCUUUGUAUUCUCUGUUUGUGGAAAUCAAGUCUUAGAGGCUCGAGUGCAUUACUUAUUGCUAUGUUUUAAUGCUAAAUGCUCUGGACUGGUGCCGCUUUGUGUAAGCUGCACGCCUUUUCUUCUAUCACCGUACGUGUUUACAUUUUAGUUACCUUC